AUGUCUUUUAGUGGGAGUAUUGGUCGAGAGGGAAAUCCAUUUACACUCCCACCUACUGUAGAGCUGUUUGCAUACAGUGAAGAACGGCAAUUGCAAAAACAGCUUGAAAGGAAAACAUUAUCGAAUUUAACUCUGGUACAAAGGACAGAUAUGCUAAAAUCUCCAGUUCCUCCAAUUCAAACAAAGAGGUGUUUAACUUCUAGAAUAUCUCAAAGAGCUGAAUCGACGGUAUCAGAAAAUCAAAAUUCGGAACGAAGGGCAAAAUCAUCAAGAGGUAAAAGAACUACAGAAUUUAUAAACGAAAAACGUGAAAUAUACCUUACCCAAUUAUUAAUUGACCGUAAAAACAAAGAAAUUAAUCAAUUAAAUAAUCAAAUGAAACAAAACGAUCUAAAACUACAAAAAUCAGAAGCAGAAUUUGAUGAAACUGUUUCAAAGGUCGAAAAAGCAACCCAAAUUGUUGAACUUAAAUUGAUUCAAGGAAGAAAAGCAGCAGAAAUAGCUUCACAAGACAGAUGUGAAAAAGAAAGACUUUUAAGACAAAGACAAACAAGUAUUGAAAUACUUAAAUCGGAAAUUAAGAAAGAUUUAUGGACUUUAGAAGAAUAUGAAGAAUAUUACAACUUUUUACAGAGCAUAAUCCCAGAAAACAAGAAAAUAGAAGAAAUUUACGCUGAUUGCGAUUUUGUUCCAAAGCAAUUACAAACUUUGGCAAAAGACAAUUUGUUUAUUUUCGAACACACUCAAAGAAUACGCGAAUUGGAUUUACACCUAAAUGACAAUUCUCAAAAGAAGCUUGAAGAGAUAAAUAAACUCUACAAUGAAGUUAAUUUGAUGAUUAAAAAAUUACCACAGCCAAAAAUUGAUGAUAACUCAAUGACAUCAACAACAAUGCAACGGAAAAAUGCAGUUGAAAGUGAAAUCGAUUAUUUAUCGCAAAAAGUCCUUCAAACAUUCAGAAGUUGUUUUAAUGAGGAUUCUGAUGAAACAGCAAUGAAUCUUUUAACGCGAUUACAGAAGAGGUUAGAAGAACUAUAUCGUGGCGUUGCUAUAGUGAAUCAGAAAUUUGUAAAACAAAAAGAAUUAGAAUUUACAAAAGUUCAUCGUGAAGAAACACGAAGAGUGGCUCAAAUAGAGGAAGCAGCUGCAUUACAGAAGAAGAAAGAGGCAGCGUUCGAACGUGCAAAUCGUCCUGUAAAGAAGAGAACAGGAAGACCUCUUAAUCCAAGAACAAUUCCUGUCAAACGAAAGAGGAAGAACGAUGAUGAAGAAAACGAGCUAAUAAGAAGACGAAGGGAAACAGAGAAGCUAUUAUAUGGACCUGUUUUUGAUUAA
Messenger RNA from Trichomonas vaginalis G3, 1335 nucleotides. Its product is annotated as cilia- and flagella-associated protein 100 family. The record is from RefSeq and is a predicted model, not a curated record. The coding region runs from base 1 to 1335 and encodes 444 amino acids. Lineage: Eukaryota; Parabasalia; Trichomonadida; Trichomonadidae. The transcript has a single exon.